Argiope bruennichi is the source of this 2781-nucleotide messenger RNA. RefSeq lists its product as uncharacterized. Gene Ontology annotation, biological process: regulation of apoptotic process; apoptotic process. The transcript is spliced from 4 exons. The coding region runs from base 376 to 1518 and encodes 380 amino acids. The record is from RefSeq and is a predicted model, not a curated record. Lineage: Eukaryota; Metazoa; Arthropoda; Arachnida; Araneae; Araneidae.
UUCUCUGUUUCUCCGCUGUCGGCCGGUCGUUUUAGUUACCUUACUGCGGGGGUGAUGGGCAGGUGAAUUUGGGAAGGAGAAGGCAGAUGAAUGAGAAUCCCUGCAGGUUUUGAAGCAGGAUUGAGUAUUUAGAGUUUCGAAACUCUCAGAAAAAAGCUAUGAAAUAAUGACAUCUGCAGUAAGUACUUGACAGAAUUCAGCGGGAUGUGCAUGACCACCGACCCUGUUUGAAACAGUUAUAGAUUCAGUAGGCCUAGUACAAAUAAAUCUAAAAAAAAAUUAUCAAAGAUGAAUUUUCUCUUUUUUAUUCCACAUCACUCUAGAAAUUUUCUAUAUUAUCAAAUGAUAAUGAAAAAUGAAUAGAGGUUCUGCUCAAUGGAAUCCAGGCAGCGUCCAUAUAAAGUAUGGAGCUGUGACAGACAAACUAGAAAAGCUGUCAUGGCAUCUAAUUUACGAGAAUUACGUGAAAGAGGAGCUUCCAGAUUAGGCUUGCCUGGUGCUGAUGUCAAAAUUGUUCUUGAAAGUGAUGGUACUGAGGUUGAAGAUGACAUUUAUUUUCAAACCAUUGACAGGGAUACUAUAUUUCUCAUUCUCUGUCCUGGAGAAAGAUGGCUCCCACCUGGAGUAGAAGCACUCAGAGCUGCCAUUACUGCCAUUCCUCGUAUUGUCUGCGAAGCCAUCAACAGUAUGGAGUUGAUUGACAAACAGCCUUCUUGGAAAAUCAUGGAUAACAAGGGGAGAGUUACUGUUGUUUUACACUGGGAUCAGCGAGACAUUCGACGAUCGGCCGACAGUAGGGACCGUUCAGGAGACAGGGAGGCUGUUUGGCGAGUUGAGGUGAUGUCCCAAGAAGUUCAAACUGCUGACACUGCCACUUCCACUGAUGGAACAGUCAUUAGCAUACCUCGAACCAAGCUCACCCUUGAAGGGCUAGGUCCGAGACCCUCAUCCAGAAUGCUUCCACAAUCUGAGGGCAAGGAGAACAGUCCAGAACAUGAUCAUUCCCUCUGUGACUUUCACUGCUCGGCUCUGCACGAGAAAGGUGCUCAAAUCCACGUCAACAAGUCCGUCGCUACCUCGCCCAUUCAGGAAGUGCCCGAGGGAACUGCAAUUGCCACUGCCACUGUUGGGGGAGUUGUCAAGAAAGGGACAGGCAAAGGUCAUGUCCGCUUUUCAGAUGUGGCCGAAGAAACAAAAAUCCCAGCUCAAGACGAAUCAGAAUCAGACACUGAGAAUACGGCCAACGAGGAGGAACAGCUCUCCGAACGUUACUUGUUGUUGGUCGACCAGUUGUCUUUGGAGCAGAAUCGUCAUUUAAGUGUCAAGGACCUUGGUAUCAUCUUGGAGAGGCUAAGCUCAAAAAUAGUUGAUGUGGACAGGCUGGAACGAGAACGUGAGAGUACAGAUGUUCACAACUGGACAAUCAAGGCCACUAUCCGUGGAGAAGUUCUUAGAGAAAUAGGAGUCAUCUAUAAUGGACAAUAUUAUGGGAUAAUGGAACACCCAGGGUACUUUUGAUGCAUGGCCUUCUGUGCUAAGGCUAAAAAUUCCAUUGUUUAUUGUCUUUGACCUCUAGAGUCGAUGCUGUGUCAUCGCGAGGUCGUGCAAUUAUUGAAUUGAGCGAUGAGGAUAACUAGUCUAUCGCCAGUCAGUAGUAUCUCAAGUUAGUCACAUAUAUCGCAAGUGAUGGUGGUUUAAAUGCGAUAUGAAAUAGCAGUCACUGCCAGUUGAGUUUGUAAUGGAAACCAAACUCUGUAUGCUGUCCCUGAUCUACAGUAUAUAAACUAUAUUGUUAAGCAACUUUGGAGAUAUACUUAAAUAUAUGCGCUGCUACUUAGUUAUAAAGGUUUGUGGAUGCAACCUUGUUCGAAGUUAAGCUAUUUAGUACUUGUUAUUUAAAUUACCUUUGGAUGUAUGUAUGUUCCUCUCAGUGUACAUCUAUUAUUUACUAGAGUUUUAUAUAUAUAUUGUGAAUUUAGCAUGUUUCAAAGUAAACUAAAUUUGUUGUUGGCCAAAGUGUUCCUAUGCUGCUAUAUGGCACUUUGGAUUUUGAAUAAAAUGAAACUUUAUAUUGAGAGUGAGGUCAGGGACAGCUUUGUUAUAUUAGGCUGAAGAUUUAUCAAUUUUAACACUGCCAUAGGGUUAAUAUCUAUAUGGAGUGCUGUCCUUUUAACUUGAAUAAAGUAUGAAUUGGAGAUAAUUGCUUAGUAAUCUCUUGUUAAACAACAAGCAAUGUUUGAGAGCCUGUUGGGUUUGGAUUGUAGUUCUCUUCCAAGUCCACUAUGUAAAUAACUGUACAUAAAAAAAAUAAGUAUUAUUACCAUCAUGCAUUGUAGAUAGUUUUUAGUUGUAGUUUUCCCUUUAUUAAAUUUUGUUCAGUAAGAAAGUAAUGCUCCCACCAAAGGGUCUUGUCAAAACAGUUACCCAGUAGCCUUGUUAUGUCUCAUGUAGGAGUCUUCCCAUGCCUAUUUGAAUAUUGUAGGUAAUUACUCAGGUUGGGAAGAUUCCAUCCAAGUUACAGAAUAUGUUAAAUUGUGAGACAGUCCUGUAUCUCUGUAAGCAAGAGCUGUUUGUUUAACAUUGAGUUUUCUUCAUUCUUUUGAUGUUGUAGAAUGUUAAAAAAAAUCGCUUUUUUUUUUCUGAUUUUUUUUAUAGUAGCAGGGCUGUGUUUAUAAAUCAUAUCACAUUAGAAAUAGUAUAUCUGUGUGAUGUGGCAGAUUAUUUUUAUUACUUUAAAAUUAUAAUUUAAUGUAUUAAAAUAACUUGUUUUUGUUUAUCUGA